Molecule: messenger RNA, 761 nt
Organism: Clunio marinus
Lineage: Eukaryota; Metazoa; Arthropoda; Insecta; Diptera; Chironomidae
Source: the annotation of a GenBank genome assembly
GACACAAAUCAAAAAUUAUUCAACAGAAACGGCCGUCAAAUUGUUUUCGUUGUAAAAAACGUAAAAGUUAAAAUGGAUUUGAAAAUUUUGUUGACAAUUGGAGUGAUGCUCGCAUUACUAAUCGUGAGAGCUCAAGCUAUUAAAUGCUACUUUUGCAAUACAUUGGAUAAUAAUGAAUGCUGGCAAAAUCCUCCACCCGCUAAAUUCUUGGUCGAUUGCAGCAAAUUGGCUGGGGGUGAAAACUUUACAAUAUGCAGGAGGAUGACAAGACUCUACAGUGAUCAAGGUGUUAAAGCUACACCCAAUAAAGACAACACGUCACUUGAGCGACAUUGCGCUGUUGCUAGAAAUGAUUCUUCGCCUUGCAUGAAAACUUGGCUCACUUUACCCGCUAUGAGAUUAGAAAUCACUGGAAAUGCUUGUACCUGCACGACUAACGAUUGCAAUGGUGCAGAAAUCACUUUAGAUUCUAAAGCUUAAAACUUUAAGUUCAUCUGUUGACCUUGAAGUUAUUUUAUUAAUUAAAUUAAAUUCCAAGCAAUCAAAAAUGUUUUUUAUCAACAUGAAAUUGAAUUCAACAUUUCAAAGUUCUAAAAUAAAUUCAAAUUGAAAUCUAUUUAUAAUUAAAAUCAAUGAUUUCAACAUUAACAACAUGAAACGUCAUUUCCAUGUUUAAUUUAAAUAAUUUUAAUAUUUAUCCAGCGUAUAACAUUAAUUGUUUUCACUCGCCAGCAUGUUUAAUGAUUUGGUUUUAAUUCGCU